AUGUAUCGUUUUCGAUCACAGCUUUUCACGGGGAUUUCUGCUGUCGCCACCGCCCACUCUUACCCCCGACGCUUCUCGCCUCUGUUGUUAGCCGAAGACUCGCCUCUCAGCCGCCCGCCGCACAGACGCACGAGUAAAAAGUGCAGCUCCAUCGGCUGAUCCUCGCUAAGCUCCGACUCUGGGCGGCACCGGGCGUCCCACGAUGCCGAAGAACAAGAAGCGGAACACUCCCCACCGCGGUGGCAGUGCUGGCGGCGGCGGGUCAGGAGCAGCCGCAGCGACGGCGGCGACAGCAGGUGAGGGGUAUCCCCGCCGCCGGCAUCCCGGUUGCCGGCCAGGCUGGCGAGUCUCCCAUUCUUGGGCACGGUGGGAGUUGUAGUUCUUUCUCUGAUGUACACAUUUGCGUUUCCAAGGUGCGUGGUUUGGCUACUGAACUACAAUUCCCAGCGUACCCUGGGCGCUGCUCCUCGCGCGAUUUAGAUCUGGCGUGCGAACCGGACUCUUGGGCACCGGCUGUGGGGGCGGGGAGGAACAGGUCCUUGGGCCUGAGAGUGUGUCGGGACAGGGGCUGACCGGGAGCUGGGCGGGAAAGGAACCAUUGUCAGAGUUCCUUUCUCGGCGGAGAUCUCGCCCGAUCUGUUCCCGACCACGGGUGGGGAAGAACGGGGAGUUGAGUCCGUGGCGUCACUGGCCGCCUUUGACACCCCGGCUCCAACAUGGGGCUCCUGGGAUGCCAAACGUCCGGCGGGUUUGGACGGGCUCUUGCGUCACGCGGCCUGGGCCUUGCGCCGUGGGCCCGGGGUGACGCAGAGGCGCCGGGGAAGCUUUCCGUCUCGCAUGUCCCCCUGGCCAGGCGGAGGCGUCGGAGGCGGGAGGAUCACUUUCUCCCCCCUAGGUUGUGCUCCUUCCCCUAACUGGCACCUGGAGAAGCCCUGAACCUCUAGCACCUCUGCGACCACCCGAGGCGACCUCCUGCUCACGGGGGAAAGAAACGCGUUCUCCUUUGUGCUGCAUUCUAUAUGUUCUCUGCAGUGAGCCCCAGAGAGGCAGGGUGGUGAGGAGCUUAGGUUGCAGUUGGCUAAAAUUUGAGGUUAUUGUGCCCUCGCUACGAAGUUGAAACUUUUCCUGGGUGGGAUGGGUAGGUGCUUAACUGAAUUUAUGGUUUUCUACUUAUUAUAUGGUUAAGAAAAAGGAUUCCAAUUGGAAUUGGAAGGCCCUUCUAGGAGAGACCCCAAUAAACACAAAUCGAGUAUUAAAUAACCUGGGUAAUAUUUUAUUUAGAAAUUUAAACAGGAGUUAAAUAUUGGAGUAUUCUCCGACGUUAUCACACUGGAACUAUUAGCCAUUAGGUAUUUUUGGACACAGUUGUCCCUCUGCCACGGCUGCCACUCAGAAUGAUAUGCCUUUGUUCACAAGAAAAGUAAAUAUGGGGUUAUGUUGUUAAAGGUUAUUGGAAACUGGCAUUUAAAAAAGCUCAAAAGCUCGUGAUCAUGUAUUAAACAUUUAAUAAUUGACCAUAGGGAGGGAUUCUUAAAACAGCAAUUUUUUACAUUUUUUAGGUGCCUCUUUAUUUUGAAUGCUCUCCAUGUUGAUGAAAUUCAUUCUUUAUCAAGAUGUAAAAUAUGUAAUUAGUUUAUUGUGGCCUCUGGUUGCUCUAUGUGAAUUGAGGAUACUUUUUUUUUUUUAAGGGAAAGAGGGAGUCUGGCUCUGUCGCCCAGGCUGGAGUGCAGUGUGGUGUGAUCAUAGCUCACUUCAACCUCUUAACUCCUGGGCUCAAGCAAUUCUCCCUCCUCAGCCUCCUGUAGCUACGACUACAGGCAUGUGACACCAUUCCUGGCUACUUUUUACAUUUUUUGUAGAGACAAGGUCUAUGUUGGCCAGGCUGGUCACGAGCCCCUCGUCCCCAGGGAUCUUCCUGCCUCAGCCUCCCACAAUGCUGGGACGGUGCCUGGUCUGAGGAUAUUUCUUACCACUGUGUUUCAGCUUUUCCUCAUCUGAAUCAAACAUUUGAAUUCUUUCUAGAAGAUAUUUAUUUUAUUCUUUUACCCUUUUGUUGAUGAAAUGGAAAAGUUUGAAAGCUAAAGUUUGAAAGUUAUAAUGAUGUUAGUAAUGGCCUACAUCACGCACCAACCUUUAUUCCCAUCUAAAGUUUCUGGUCAAGCCUCCUUCCCUCUUUGUGCUUGUAGUACCUAUACAGGCCUCUGGUGGCUGUACGGGGAUUGCCUUUUAAAUUUUGCCUCAGGGCUCAUUUGUGACCUUUCAUCAGCUUUAUUGCUGCUACCUUUUCACUAUUUUAGUAGAAAAGAUCCAUUUCACCACUGAAUUUUAGCAUAUGUAAACAAGUGGAAAAUAAUUCUUUGAUUAAUUUGUAGCACAAUACAUGCUUUGAAUAUCUUUGGAAGUGUGUGCUAGAACUUGUUAACUGUGGUUACCUCUCAGAAGUGGAGCUGGGGAAAGGUAUGGGGGUGAGAUUUACUUUUUAAAACUUUAACUUGGUCCCAUGUGAAUGUUUUACUUGUUUAAUAAACAAUGAAUAAAUAAUAGUUAAGUAGAAGAGAUGGAAAAUUACACAAACUUUUGCUUACUUACAAGCCACUUACCUAACUGGUAUUUUUAAACGACAUCUAAAAGAAAUGGGAUUCAAAUGAGGUCUCCACUAUGUAACCAAAUUGUCAUUACUACUUUAAUGAGUUUUCCAUUUAAACUCUUUAUUUUUUAUGUUAGUGGAGAGUUUUAGGAAGCUAAUAAAAUUGACUUCUUUUAUACAGGUAUGUCGUAGCACUUAAUUUAGAGAAUAUUUUCAAGAAAGAACAAAACCUUGUUAGUAAGCCCUCUAGAAAUAAGUACUUUAUGUGCCUAGAGUGCCAUCUCUUUCAUGGUACUUAGGAUCACAGUGUGGGUGAGUUUGACCUAAAUAUCAGGCAUUCAUACAGGGUUCUUUUUCUUGAUAUAUAUAUAUGUGUAUUUUUUUUCUUUCCCUCGAAUCUUAGAAAUCAUUAAUACUGAUGAGUUAAGGGAGCAGAGUAAGAGCUGCAUAGGAGGAAUACUCUUAGAAAUAGGCUAUGAAAAAGAAAAACUGUGAAUUGACUUGUGAAUAAA
Molecule: messenger RNA, 3099 nt
Organism: Pongo pygmaeus (Bornean orangutan)
Lineage: Eukaryota; Metazoa; Chordata; Mammalia; Primates; Hominidae
Exons: 1
Coding region: 1-159 (52 amino acids)
Source: RefSeq, a predicted model, not a curated record